This is a messenger RNA of Salvelinus sp. IW2-2015, 1172 nucleotides long. RefSeq names its product transmembrane protein 170A. The record is from RefSeq and is a predicted model, not a curated record. Gene Ontology annotation, cellular component: endoplasmic reticulum membrane. Lineage: Eukaryota; Metazoa; Chordata; Actinopteri; Salmoniformes; Salmonidae. Gene Ontology annotation, biological process: endoplasmic reticulum tubular network organization.
GACGGGUUUAUAGCAUAUUUGUUGUUGGAAAUUAAAUACCGGUUUCUUUAUCGAUUCUUUAUCGAUUGCAUUAGUAUAUUUGUACAUGUCAAUACUCUUUGUAAAUUAUGUUUAACAAGCUAGCUAGCGUAUUACGAUUGUGAAAUCCUUGUUGUAGUCCUUUGAGUAUGUUAACGGCGUGACGUCAAACCAAGUCGUGUUGACAUCAAGCUACAUGAGCUAGCUAACAGAUAUAUUCAGGGAGAUCAACCAAUCCAACCCCUGUGGACUUGCUAGAUGAAACAUUAAUGUUCUCAUGGUGUUAUUCGGAUAUUCGUGGUCUCUCACACUUGCUCGUGGUGUCAUGUGCAUAAGACAUGCAUAACGGAUAUAACGAGAUUGGGUUUGUUCAGCAAAUUCUUAGCUUGAAUUUGGUCCCAAGGAAAAAUGGCACCAAUCGAGGCAACGACACAUCGCUUAGCGACUUCUCAGAGAUGUGGUAUGGCGUCUUCUUGUGGGCUGCUGUCUCUUCACUGGUGUUCCACCUCCCCGCUGCUCUCCUGGCCCUCGCCACCCUGCGACAACACAAGAUGGCCCGCUUCAUGCCCAUCGCCAUCCUACUGAUGGGCAUCGUGGGCCUUGUGUGUGGUGGAGUCCUCACCAGUGCUGCCAUAGCUGGGGUGUACAAAGCAGCAGGGAAGAGGAUGAUCUCCUUGGAGGCCUUGGUGUUUGGAGUGGGCCAGUCCUUCUGUGUUCUCAUUAUAUCCUUCCUCAGAGUCCUAGCUACACUCUAGCACUAGGACACAGGAAUUCAAGAAGGGAGUGAGGGGGGAAGAACAUGCAAUCAUCAGGACGGCAUAUGCAAGAGACAGCUGUUCCUUCAGAGGCCUUAUUUUCUAUAACCGUUACCGGAUKACUCUUUGUUUGAUACAUGAUUAUUUUCCAAAGUGGUAUAUUUCAGGGCUAACCAGGGGCUCUGUCUUCAUUCUUUGUUAGUUUUCAUUCAGAUUGUUGUGUGUGUGGCUGUGGCACUAUACUCUGAACUAGCCUUCUCAUUUUGUGAGUUAUAUGUGUAUCAUACACAUGGCUGAGAAUGAAACAUUCCAGAGAAAUUGCACUCUACAAUUUGGUUGAGUAAACUAAGUUUUACUGUUCAACGGCCUGUAAAAGACUAGCCUAUACAUGUCUGAGCC